UCGAUGGCGACAUUUACACAUGUGGAUGUGUUCAUGAAACGUGAGCCUGGGACUCUAUUUGCUUAUUCCGCUCACUAUCGGAAGACUGUGCACUUGCAGGGCAACCAUGACAGCCAGGCGAGCUUAAAGACGAAUUGCAGACUCAGCAGCGCCACUGUGCAAGAUGAACUCUGAGGACAAGUUGGACGGCAUGCUGUUCAAGUGCAGCAGUGCAGGGAUGGACGUCGGCGGGCGUGCGGGCCUGGGCGCCGCGGGCGGACUGGUGGUGAUGACGCUCGGGGAGCGCUCGCUGGCGGACCACCCGCUGUUGGCGGAAGACGAGGACGAGGAGGAGGACUUGACCGUAAGCUCUCUGGUGACUCACGACCUGGUACCUCCCGAGCAGCUGAUGAUGCAGGAGAUGUCCAAGACCGGCGGCGGGGGCGAGGAGGAGGGAGCAGGCGAGGUGGGCGUGCACUUCCCCCUCAAGCUCACCCAUAAGUUGCCCUGCUUGCCUCUCAACAUCAAGCAAGAAUUAAAACUGACUGAGUCACCGGUGCAUAAAGAAGACAAGAAAGCAGUCAAGGAUCUGAUCAUUUGUCCCAAGAAGAAGAAGAGGAAACAACACUCACCAGCUAAGAUCCUCAGCGUCAAUGACGACGGUUCCUUUGGCAUUCAGAACCCCAAGUGCCACGUGUGCGUUCACUGUAACGCGGCCUUCAGAACCAACUACCAUCUCCAGAGGCACGUUUUCAUUCACACUGGCGAGAAACCCUUCCAGUGCAGCCAGUGUGACAUGCGCUUCAUUCAGAAGUACCUUCUCCAGAGGCACGAGAAAAUCCACACCGGCGAGAAGCCUUUCCGCUGCGACGAGUGUGGUAUGAAGUUCAUCCAGAAGUAUCACAUGGAGAGACACAAGAGGACACACAGUGGAGAGAAACCCUACCAAUGCGACUACUGUCACCAGUACUUCUCCAGAACGGACCGUGUGUUAAAGCACAGAAGAAUGUGCCAUGAGAACCGGGACAGAAAGACCAACAAGGCUGGCAAUAAAAGUGUAGCGCUGCACGAAGCCGACUCGUUAAGCCCCUUCUUCACCAAAGAGUGCGUACUGCCCAAGAAGAAGCGGCAAAAGUGUGCAGACAAGUCCGACAGUUCAGGCUCCUCCACGGCCGCCCAGGCGGAAGGUCUCACCAUGAAAGAAACCGAAAUGAAAGAGGAACACAGAAAAACUAAAUGCGAAGUUCUGCCUCUAUUCGCGGUGUCCUCCAAAGUUAAACACGAGUACGUGAUUGGAGAGUACUCUGUGGAGCUUCCAGAAGAAAGUACCAGCCAACACCAAGAGGGAGACUUGUCACCGGAGGAGGCAGCAACCCCUAAACUGGUCCUGAAGAAGAUAUCUAAGAGGAGCCUGAAGCAAUCCGGCGAACAAGCUCCUUGCCUGGCCACGCUGUCCUCCUUCGAGGACAACAAAGUCACACAUUAUACGUUUGAAAUUGUUGACAAGCAAGGCCUUUUAGACGAAGUCGGCAACACGGAAUCGGUGGAAACUCCGGUGAAACCGGCUACCAGCAGCACAAACUACGACGACGCCAUGCAAUUUCUCAAGAAGAAACGAUACCUUCAAGCGGCGACGGCCAACAGCAGUCGGGAUUACAGUCUGAACACGAGUACUAUCGCUUCUCAGCCGACCGUUACUCACACGGUGGUGUCGGCAGUCAUUGACGAAACAGUCCCUGCUACCAUUCUCGGACCUCAGCUGAUUAACGCCGAGAUAAAAGCGACGCAUGACAGAAACGUGUUGCCUGACGAGGUUCUUCAGACUCUGUUGGACCACUACUCCAACAAAGCUAACGGCCAUUCAGACAUAUCCUUUAGCGUGGCAGAUGCGGAAGUUACCUCAAGCAUAUCUAUUAAUUCCUCGGAUGUUUCGGACAGCAGUCCUGCUGAGAGCCUCGGAGCUGCCAGUGUUCAAACUCAGCCUCCGGCGGAGAAGUCCAGUCUCUUGCAAGAAUAUUCCAAAUUUCUCCAGCAGGCGCUGGAAAGGACCAGCCAGAACGACAGCUACCUGACUAGCCAGAGCCUCAGUUUAGUCACGGAAAACCCCACCUUAGCCGGACAGCCUCUGUUCUCCACCGAGAAACAAUUCCCUUCCCCCAGUAGGUUCAAAUCAGGGACAAGUUCCCCGUUACGAUCCACGAUAGAGAAACCUCACUUCGGAUUACUGGUCGGGGACUCCCAGCACUCAUUUUCAUUUUCAGGCGAUGAGACCACUCCCCCUUCCACAGUGUCCCCUUCAGAGGAGGACUUCCUCGAACAGGUCUCACCUUCCAAAAAGACAGACCCCUCUCAAGGGAUUCUGCAGACUUUUCAAAUAGGCACAUUCGAUCCAAACUUCAAGUCUCACUUCCAGACCUCCAGAUCUGGUUCCUCUUCGCAGUUUACAGGUGCCAAUGGACAAGUAAGUCUACGCGGACACAGCACAGACUUCUCAGAGUUUCCUUUAGUCCGAGUCACUGAGACGAGGUCCCAACUGAAUUCCUCCCCGGAGGUUUCAUCGGGUGAAACCUUUGAUUGAGGAGAAGACUCUGGGUUUUUUGUUUUUUUAUUCGUCAUUUCUGCAGCACUUUAUCCCAUUUCACCUGUUUUGCCAAUAGUUUGCCAGAUAGUUUAAGUACGUUGGGAGAAAAAAAAGGCUCUUCUUGAACAAGUACAUUGAAAAAUUGGCAGUUCCCCUUUAAAAAAAAUGUUUUUCAUUUGCAUCGAGAGAUUAACCCAGUGGUCCCCAACCACCGGGCCGAUUGGUACCGGGCCACACAAGAAAUAAAAAAAAAUAUAUACUUUUCAAAUUUAUUUUAAUUAAAUUGUUUUUUAUUAUUAAAUCAACAUAAAACACACAAUAUAUAGAUCAAUACAGUCUGCAGGGAUACAGGCCGUAAGCACACAUGAUUGUAUUUCCUUAUGAAAAAAAAAAUAGAAAUAAAAUAAAUAAAUAAAUAAAAUAACACAUUUUCAAGCGUUGACCGGUCCGCAGCUACAAAAAGGUUUGGGACCACUGGAUUUACCGACCAAAGCAUAAUUUUCAUGCCACAUUGCACAAGUGUCAAAUUGCAUACCUUUUUAAACUUUUAAUAGUAAGCAAUAUUGCAACAAAUAUUACAGUAUAUCAUAAUACCUUCCAAACGUUCUUUUUUUUGUCUAAACAAAAUCAAAAACUGAAAUGACCAGUAGAUGGCAGUCACACAUGAGAGAUAGGUGUAGAUUGCAAAAUGACUUAUGUCAACAACACCACAAUUGUAUAUGUUCCAUGUAUGUAUUAGGGCGGCAUAGCUCGGUUGGUAGAGUGGCCGUCUUGCAACUUGAAGAUUCCAGGUUGGAUUACCGCUUCCGCCAUCCGAGUCACUGGCGUAGUGUCCUUGGGCAAGACACUCUACCCACCUGCUCCCAGUGCCACCCACUCUGGUUUAAAUGUAACUUGGAUAUUGGGUUUCACUAUGUAAAGCGCUUUGAGUCACUAGAGAAAAGCGCUAUAUAAAUAUAACUCACAUCACAUCACAAAUAUUUGUUUGACUUAGGAUUUCAAAGCAUGUGAUCCGUCAAAUUGUUCACAUUGAAAAUGACAAUAGAUUUCACAGUAAAAUGUAGUGGUUUUUUUACAGCGUAUUAAUGAAAAUUGAAAAAACUCCCACGUAGGGGUGUAACGGUACACAAACAUUUGGGUUCGGUACGUACCUCGGUUUAGAAGUCACCGUUCGUUCCAUUUUCGGUACAGUAAGAAAACAACAAAAUAUAUAUUUUUUUGGGUUAUUUAUUUACCAAAUUUUUAAACAAUGGCUUUAUCCUUUUAACGUUGGGAACACUAUAAUAAUUUUGCCCACGUUAAUCAACAUUAAACUGCCUCAACUUGUUGCUCAGAUGGAAUAAAACAACACAACUUUUCUUCUACAAAUAAAAAGUGCGACAUUAAACAGUUUCAAGUCAACUCAUCAUGCUUAAUUUAUCACUGCAUUUGGGAAGCCUGUAGUUGAUAUUUAUUAUGUAAAUGUGAUAUUUUUAUCAACAUGUGACAGCAGGGACCCUGCCAUUCAAAGCUUUUCUGUCCGUAAAACACACACGAGCUAACGUUACGCUAAAAGCUAAUCAGCCUUCACCUCAAACAGAACUGCGACAUUAAACAGUUUCAAGUCUACUCAUCAUGCUUAAUUGAUCACAGCAUUUGGGAAGCCUGUAGUUGAUAUUUAUUAUGUAAAUGUGAUAUUUUUAUCAACAUGUGACAGCAGGGACCCUGCCAUUCAAAGCUUUUCUGUCCGUAAAACACACACGAGCUAACGUUACGCUAAAAGCUAAUCAGCCUUCACCUCAAGCCGGAACUGCGACAAGCUGAGCUGCAAUUUAAGUUUCGAGUAGUAGUUGACUGGGAGGUGUUUAUUAUCAUUUGGGGAGAGUACAGUACGCUGCCUUAUGCUCACCUACAAACACCUAUCUGCUCGACGCUGAAGCAUUUACUACAUGCGCUCUGAAUAUGAACUGCUGAUUGGCUUUGUAUGUAACCAAUCAGAUGGUUGUGUGGGUGGGACAAUGCUGGGUGCUGAGACAGAGGCAGAAGAAGCAAAGCAGCUUGUUAAGACUUUAGCUUACAAACUUGUGCGGUACACCCCCGUACCGAAACGGUUCAGUACAAAUACACGUACCGUUACACCCCUACUCCUGCCGGGUUUUAUUAAUGGUACAAUUCCAUCGACUGAGCUACCAGGAGUUUUUUUUUUUUUUAACCAUAAAAUUUGGUAAAUGGGUUGUAUUUGUAUAGCGCUUUUCUACCUUCAAGGUACUAUAAGCGCUUUGACACUACUUCCACAUUCACCCAUUCACACACACUGAUGGCGGGAGCUGCCAUGCAAGGCCCCGACCACCUCCCAUCAGGAGCAAGGGUGAAGUGCCUUGCUCAAGGACACAACGGACGUGACGAGGUCGGUAGAAGGAGGGGAUCGAACCAGGAACCCUCAAGUUGCUGGCGACAGCGCCACGCCGUCCCCAACCAUAAAAUAUACGGUUGUUGUUUUUACGGUGUUUUACUGUAAAUGGAAAACAGUACCGCCUUUUUUUCCCAGUUGCCGGAAUAAAAUAAAAAACUGGUACAGUUUUUCCCAUUUAAAGUAACACGUCAAUUUUACAGUAAAAUUCCGGCAACAAAGCUAGUUUUUUCCUGUAAAAAUCUAUUUACUGUAGUACGUUUGAAAAAAAAAAACACUCUUUAGUAAAUUUCUGGUGGCUGAGUUUCAUAUUUUUACUGUGAAAUCUACAGUUUUUUAAAAAUAUACAUUAAAAAUACAUAAUAAUCAAAUACAAAGGCAAAUCCAUAUACAGUAGGGAUUUCUUGCGCAAAAGGAAGAGGUGGGGGGUGGAGGGGUUAGUCAUUGUGCAAUGCAGUCUGCUGGAAAUGAUGGAAAGCGCCACUCUACAUGGGCAAAUUCGGUAUGGCCACCAAACACGUUUUUAAGAUUUUUAGCCAUCUUGCGGCUAAAAUGGAUAGUGCACCCCCCCGCCCCCAAAUUUGUCACACUUCAUGUGUCGGGUAAACCACGAUGAAAGGGGCCACAUGGGUUCUGUCCUACUGUGUUAUACACCCCUGUCAUAUUUAUUUAUGUACAUCCAUUCUGCUUCCUUUCACACACACUAUAUUGCCAAAAGUAUUUGGCCACCUGCCUUUACUCACAUAGGAACUUAAUGUGCCAUCCCAAAAUGUUUUGGUGUCCAGGAGCAUUCAAAGUUCCUUGAACUGGACCUAACAGGCCAAGCCCAACCGCUGAAAAACCAACCCCACACCAUAAUUCGUCCUCCACCAAAUGUCAUACUGAAGUGUAGCGUUCUCCUGGCAACCUCCAAACCCAGACUGGGAAAAACGCGAUUAAUCAGUCCAGAGAAGGUGUUUCCACUGCUCUAAGGUCCAGUGGCGACGUGUUUUACACCAGUGGUCCCCAACCACUGCGGCCUGAUUAGUACCGGGCCGCAGAAGAAUUUUCUAUAAAUUUUUUUUAAUUUAUUAAAUCAACAUAAAAAAUGCAAGAUGCACUUACAAUUAGUGCAUCAACCCAAAAAAAACUCCCUUUUUCAUGACAAAGUAAAAAAAAUAAAAUAAAAAAAAUCAUCCCCCCACCUCCCCCCUUCGCCGGGCCGCAGGACAAAUUAUCAAGCGUUGACCGGUCUGCAGCUCCAAAAAGGUUAGGGACCACUGCUUUACACCGCUGCAUUCUACACUUUGCAUUGGACUUUGUGUUAUAUGGCUUAGAUCCAGCUGCCCGGCCAUGAAAACCCAUUCCAUGAAGCUCUCUGCAUACUGUACGUGGGCUAAUUGGAAGGUCACAUGAAGUUUGGAGCUCUGCAGCAACUGACUGUGCAGAAAGUCUUGGCGGCAUCCGCUGACCCCUCUCUGUCCGUUUACGUGGCCUACCACUCGGUGGCUGAGUUGCUGUUGUUCCCGAAUUUCACUUUUCUUAUCAUAAAGUUGACUUUGGAAUAUUUAUGAGCGGGGAAAUUUCACGACUGAAUUUGUCGCACAGGUGGCAUCACUGACGGCAAAUGUUUGUAGAAACAGUCUCCAUGCCUAAGUGCUUGAUUUGAUACACCGGGCCAAGUGAUUAGAACACCUGAUUCUCAUCAUUUGCAUGGCUGGC
This is a messenger RNA of Nerophis ophidion (straightnose pipefish), 6650 nucleotides long. It is a transcript of the gene znf148, whose product is annotated as zinc finger protein 148. NCBI's taxonomy places the organism in Eukaryota, Metazoa, Chordata, Actinopteri, Syngnathiformes, Syngnathidae. Gene Ontology annotation, biological process: regulation of transcription by RNA polymerase II. Gene Ontology annotation, molecular function: RNA polymerase II cis-regulatory region sequence-specific DNA binding; DNA-binding transcription factor activity, RNA polymerase II-specific. The record is from RefSeq and is a predicted model, not a curated record.